Molecule: messenger RNA, 10018 nt
Organism: Pocillopora meandrina
Lineage: Eukaryota; Metazoa; Cnidaria; Anthozoa; Scleractinia; Pocilloporidae
Source: the annotation of a GenBank genome assembly
CUGCAUGUUCUCAAGCACUAAGAUGGGGAAAACGAAGGAAGCUAAUGAUUCGAAACGAAAAAGAAAACGUGUUGCAGUGGAAUCAAGCAGCGACGAUGAUGAGAGUGAACAAGACUUAGAGGAGGUGAAUAAUAAUUUCGCAGAUAUCUGAGUUGUUCGCCAUUUCUUCAAGUGUUGGUGACAUUGGAAGUUGUUGUUUAUUUCAGGAAUUGAAGUCACUCGCUAAACGUUCGAGACCAGCGAACGAUAGUAACGCCAAGCCACAGCGAUCAGGAGAUUCAGACAGUGACUUGGACUCAUCGGAGGGAAGUGAUGAUGAGGUAAUUUAUGGCAGGAUUCUAUAAGCAACUAUUUCAUUUCGUUGUGAAUUGUUCCAAUUUUUUUUAAACCUCACGCAAUUGAAUGCGAACGAUCGAACAAUUGGAAAACUUCCCAAACAACUUGGUUCAUCAGUUUUUCAAGCCUGUAUGAGUUUGCUUUAUAAGUUAUGAUAUGGUGAAACUGCAGCUUGUUAACAACCGCCGCUGUUUAGAUUGUUUACGCUCAAUUGGUACUCGGAAAAAAUGGUAUAUGUUUAAACUUGAUCACAUCAUAUGACAUAAAGUGUAUAAUGUAUGGCUCUCCUGUUGCUGUUUUACUUUUUUUUACGGGAAAAAUCAAGAAGAGGAACAACGGUAUAACCAUUCAGCUAGAGAUCCAUGAGGGAAUUUGGAAUUAUAUUAUCAGAACAGCAAGGUUUAUGAUUGCACCAAUCACAGCUGUGUAAACCAUCCAAAUCAAAACAAAGGGUCACGGUUCUCACGGUCAUGCAUCUUAAUGCCUUGCUUAAACCUUUACACCCUAACAUCAGUAUAGAUAUUCUCCUUGUAGUUCUCUCUACAUUUCUUAAGGUGCUGAUAAGGAGAAUUGUGAAACAAUCAAGAGCUUCUUUAAUGGGUGAUCAUUAUUCUAAUUCUUGUCACCUUAAUGUUUGAUUCAGGGGUGAUAUUGUCAGGAGACAUGAGGUACUAGUUACUCUUUGGGAUCAAAGGUUUAAUAGGUGUUUUUUUAUCCAGUUAUUUGAUUUGUUAAUUCCUGUAGUGGACAAUGGAUUCUGAGAAUAGUAAAGGAAAGGCUGCAAAGGCUAAGGACAAGAAAAAAGCCAAAAAAGCUUCAUCAUCGGGUUCUUCAUCAGAAGAAAGUGGUGAAACAUCCUCUGGUGGUGAGAGUCUUUGUACUGAAGCAAAAAGGACCUUUCCUCUGUUUACAUAGCUUCAUUGAAACACAAGCGUGGCUUGAAGAAUCAAGGAAAGUUAUGCAAACCCUCAAUUGCAUCUCAUCUUAGGUUUGCAAAACUUUUGAGAGUCCUCCCUCCCUAGUGUUUAGAUGAGGCUAUGAAGACAGAAAGAAGUCCUCUAUUUCUAAAUAUAUAUAUAUAUAUAUAUAUAUAUAUAUAUAGAGAGAGAGAGAGAGAGAGGAUAUUAUAUGGGGACAAAAAGAUGUGAAUUUUAUGUUUAAGUGGCAAGAAAAAUAUAUCACAAUUGAGUGCAAGAAAUGAGAUAAUGUUUGUGCAAUUAGAACAUAACAUUCAUAUCUUUGAGCUAACAUGUAAUUUAAUUUUUAUUAUAUGGACAAUAGAUAUACAUUGUAGAGACUGAAAAGCUGGCUUUGAUACAAAUCCUGGGUAUCAAUAGAAACAAAUUACCCAAUGCCCAAGUUAUAUAUAAAAAGGUUUACAUGCACAUGUAACACUGUCAGCUAGGCCAAAAUGUUAACUGGUUUUAUAAGGUUUAUGAAAAUUUGAUCACUGACUCUGACUUGAAUCAUCAGAUACUUUAAAUUUCAACCUCUUUUUACCAUAAUCCUUUGAAGCCUGUUCAGUACAGACAGAACAAAAAUUCACCUUUGUCUUGUGCAACUUCUGAGAAAUUCCAUGAAAAUCUAAUCACUCAUAGGAGUUACAGGGUUAAGGAAUACAAUGUAAGUAGUUACUGCCUUUUUAUCAGGGUAGAACUGUUCAUUUAACUCAAACAGAGUCAUCGUCAUCAUCAUCAUCCUCAGAGGAUGAAGAGGAAGAGCAGUAUCAUGAUGAUUGGGAUGACAACCUAAUGGGAGAUGAAGCAGAUAGGGCAAGACUUGAAAAGAUGACAGAGAAAGAGCGAGAGCAGGAGAUUUUCAACCGUGUUGAGAAAAGGGAAGCUCUUAAGACUCGAUUUGAAAUUGAAAGAAAACUCCGUCUUGCAAAAAGAAAGGAGAAGAAGAAGAAACGAGAGAAGGAAAAAGCAAAUCUUGAGAAGGAAGGAAUAGCUUUUAUGGAAAAAAGAGCGAAAGAGACACAUUGAAGAGAAGAAAGCAAAAGCUUUGGAUGAUCUAAAGGCAAAGAGAUCUGAGAAAAAAGAGAAGAAAGUUGCAGAAUCUCUAGCGGACCAAAAAGCACCACAGUUUAAGACUAGUGAUGUGUUUACUGACGAUGAAGAUGACGAUGAGCAGGAGGAAAGCAAGUCAAGUUCGGGGGAAGGAUCAUACCAAGAAUCUGAUGAAGAGUAAGUACAUGGUGGCCAAGUUGGUAUCCAUGGACAUUCAGUAAUUACUAUUUUAUGUAAAAAUGGAUACAUUACUGUUUUUUUUUUUUUUUUUUCAAAUGAUAUUCUAGGCAAGGUGAGGCACAACCUCGAAGGGUGUCAGCUUUGGGAGAUCUGGAGAGGAUAAGAAUAUCACGGCACAAGCUUGAAAGGUACUGGCCUGUAUGGUGUAAAAAAAGUAAAUUGAAAUACCUUUGAAAAGAUCAUGGAAGAUAUCACUCUUGCCUUGUCUAGUACAACACAAGCAUCUUGUCUCACUGGGUAAACUCUCUCACUAGAAUCAGUGUAGAGAUCAUGGUUAAAGAAGAUUAACUUCAGAGUUUCUUUUAAACAUUGGUUUUUCAAUGCGCCCAAGAGAAAAUUGAUCUUAUCCUCGCCUCCAUCUGCUCCUGUACAUUACAUUCAGGUCCUUACAAUGUGCGUUACUUGGUAACAACAGUGCACCUUCACAACUCAAACAGCACUCCAUUCAGUUCAGGACUGGCUUGUUGUACUUGAACUUAGUGUCUUUUUAAUGUGUUUGGGAACACAUUCAAGUAACUCUGUAAGUUAAAGUAAUCAUAGGAGUAAUCAAUGGUUGGUUGUUUAUAAUUGUUAUUAUUUUUUAAACUGUUCUAAACAGAUGGGUACACAUGCCCUUCUUUGGCAAGAUAGUGAUUGGCUGUUAUGUCCGUGUUGGUAUCGGAAAUCAUGAUGCAAGACCUGUUUAUAGGGUAAGGUUUUUUUGUUUUUGCACCUGAGCAACCACACAUCAAUUAAAACAAACAAAAUAAACUAAUGCUAUAUUUAUUUAUUUUCUCUUUUUGUGAUUGAGCACUGAGUUACUGUGAGGAAGUUAGCUUGUGGGUUUGUUUAUGUUAUUGAGAUGAAGUGAAGGACACAUUAAUUUAACCUUUCAACAUAUUUAUUUAUGAUUAUGCACAAAUUUUUUCAAAAAGUUUUGAAUUUUAUUUUCCUGUUAAUAUUAUAUUCAUUAUGAUGUAAAAAAUCAUAAUCUGAACCAAAGGAAACUGCAAGUCAAACUGGUUUGAAAAAUUUCCAAUCCUAGAUAAAGAAAUUGAAUGACAACAUAGAUGGUGCUGGUACACAGCGUAUUUGCCAGCUUCUGAUGCUUUCAAGAAUUUUUAUUUUGGUGUAUCUUAGUGGGUAUGACAAUGUAAGGGUAGUUUUGAAAAGGAGCAUGUAAGAAAGACUUAUGUUUUGACCUGACAAUGACAGAGAGAGCUGGUAUACUCCUACAGAGCAGACUCCUCUCAACAGAUUUCAGUUCUGUAUUGCAGACUUUUAUUGCAGACACUACAAACUUGAUCCUUCAACUCCCAAAUCUGAUUUUAAAAUUAUCUCAUUUAGCUGCUACACUUUUCCCAACCUUGUAAAUAAGUAACAAGAAAUUGGUGCUAGAUAAAGAUGACAACUUCUAACUGAUAAGUUUGAUUAUUCUCGUUACCUGUUUGCAGCAUAAUGUAUUGAUAUUGUAAGGAGAAGUUAAGUAUAUAUCACUUCAGACAGUGAAAUGGUUAAAAAACUUUUCUUUCUAACUGAUGGGUUCAAACUAACCAAUUACAACCAAUAAACAUUAAUUACAGCCACUUAUAAAAUGGGUAUUUUUCAUUCCAGGUAGCAGAGAUAAGAGAUGUGGUGGAAACAGCCAAGAUAUACUCUUUGGGAAGUACAAAAACAAAUAAAGGAUUGAAGUUGAAGUAUGUUAGUUGAGAAUUUAAGUGUUCAAUUUAUAAGAUGAUGUAGUUGAGUUUUUACCAGUUCUCCAUAUGGAUGACUAAAAUCCCUUCAGUUUGUUGUGAACUUUUCCUCUCUAAAAUAAUGUUACAAGAAAUAAAGGUUAAUGGUUCUCUCUUCCUUUUACUCAAUAGACAUGGCAACCAGGAAAGGGUGUUUAGAUUAGAGUUUGUGUCAAAUCAGAGAUUCACAGAAACGGAAUUUGCCAGGUGGAAAGAAGAGGUAACUUAGGGUCAAUCUCUCCAUUCUUUUUCAGGCAACUUACUUAAUUUUACCAUCAUGUUGAACUUUUGGGGCAACUUCAAAUCAUGUUUAUCUGACUCCAACUUCCACUUGACAGUUGGAUUGUGGGAAGGUGACAAAGGACAAUCGGUGAUGCAUGCCCCUCUCCUUUAGGAACUGCUGUGUAGCCACGGUGCCGUCAGGUGGCACAUUCAUUUGGGAUGUCAUAGGUGGCAAAAGUACAUUGCAGACACUCUAUCAGGCCAUUAGAGCCCUCCUGUCCAAGUUUGAGUUUCCCUCAGAGUUACACUAGGGGUAUGUGACCAAAAAUUUGCAAACACCUGCUUUGCAGCAAAGGCGGGCAUAUUAUUGAGGUGCACCCAAGCAACCAUUGUGCUUUUUCUCCCGUACAGUGAGUUUCCUAAUUGCUUCCAUCACCUCAAGGGCAGUCAUAGAACAUAAAACAAGAACAAUGUGGUCUGAUAAACUAGUACCAGGCCCCUAUUGUGCAUAUAAAACUUAGUGUCCAGUCCUCAUUAUGUAGUUGUGUUCUUCUCUUAAAGAUGUAUGAAAAAACUAAAAUACGUUAAUUUAGUUUCAAUAAAGCAGGAACAGUAAUAAACUAAACAAAUGAGCAAGACAAUUCCUCCUUUGUUGUUCUUUUACGUUUGCCUUUUAAUGAUGUGAAUGAUUCUAUUUGUCAUUUAUGAACAGUGUGAAUCUCAUGACAUUCCUUUACCAACACUUGAGGAGGUGGACACCAAAGCUAAACAAUUCAAUGAAGCACAGCAUUACAUGUAUAAUGAAGAGGAUAUUGACAAGGUAUGAAAACUAAGAGAGACUAGCUUAACCCUUUAACUCCCAGAAGUGAUUAAGAUGUAAAUUCUCCCUUUAAUAUCCAUAUGUUAUCCAGCAAACAGGUAUUGAGAAUACUCAAACUCAUCAAGUAGGAGGUUUCAUCUUGAUCUAACACCAAAUUCAUGUCUUCCCUCUAAAGGGUAUACUCUGCACUCAGUAAUUCAACAUAAUUAUUUAUAACAACAUUGGUAACUUUUUUUUGAGCACAGUACUUUGGAUUUACUAGAAAUUUCCACCUUGCUUUAAAUUUAGGCUUUUUUUGUGUGACAAAAAUUUGUCAUCAUUUUUUGUUUCAUAAACCAAGACAGUGCUUAAUUUAUGGUCUUUUUAUUUGCUGCACUGAUGACAGAUUGUUGCAGAGAAACAGAAAUUCAGGAAAACACCCUUUAAUUACGCUCAGAAGAAGAAUCAUUUAAUGCGAUCAAAGGUUUGUAAAAUAUCUAUUAAAAACUUUUAGUACAAGUAGCUCAGUCACAUUCAAACACCAAGUUAAACUCAUCAAGAAAAGAUGACUUUGGGAGACUUGGGAAGGAGGGAGCUUAGUUUUAAAAGGUAGCCAUGGUAAACAUGUGGGUAUAACCAAUCAGAACCAUCACAGUGAGUGAUUCAGUGGGAAAGAGCAAUUUUCAAUAAAGUGUCAAAAGUAAUCCAGAAUUGCUUUGUCUAUACUUUACUUCUACCACUGACUUCCUUAAUCAGUCAUAAUCAAAACUAAAAUCAAUCAUAACUUGGUCAUGUCCAUUUUCCUGAGCUCCAGGCAGUUUGCUUGAUUUUAUUUCAUGUUCUUAUUGGCUCUUCAAGAUAUUUUCCUGGUUGUGAUUGGCUGCUGUGAUUGUAUUAGUUUUCAUUUUAGUUUUACAACAACCAAUUGAAAAUCACCAUACAUACUGAAUCUCACAAUAACCUACAUUGUGGGUGCAAGGAGUCAGAGAACAUUCUGCUGGCUGGUUUUUACCAUGAAUUUGGGAUGAUCCAUAAAGAUUAGGCAAGGAAAGCUAAAUUAUCUAAUUCCAUGUAUCUUCCUCUCUGAUCUCAAUGGUCACCUUGCACAAUAUCUGCCUGACAGUCACAGCCAGUCAUAAGUUGAUAUUCACAAGUGAAGUGAUGUGGAAGGAAUGAUUUUCAUAAUAAUUUUAUCUCAUUUAAUUUACUUUUGAUGUAAGGGAAUGAUGUGAAUUUGAUUUCUCCAUAGUAGUGCUUGUUUUGUAAUCGUUUUCACUGCAUGCAAACAAGGAAAAGUGGGUUAACAGCACUUAUUUAUUUUCUUUUAUGGGUAACAGGAAAUAGCAGAACAGAAGGGGAACUUGGAAGAAGCAGAAAAAUUGCGUGGUGAACUGGAUGACUUGGAAGAGAAAGCACAACAACUUGACAAAGUGCGGUCUAAAAACCUUAGUGCUAUCAGGUAAAGGGUAACCUUCUGCUGUGUUUUGCAAAUUGAGACAAAACUACCCUGUGUUGUACAUGCAGUUCACUUUUAGUUGUUUGAUUUUGGUUUCUUGCUUUUCAGAGAUUUACAUACUGGUAUUUUGUUGUUUCCUUCAAUUUUGCCUGAUAUUUCAGGCAAUGUUAUUCACCCUAUGUUCAUGCUUCCAAUUUUAACUUUCAUUCACAAAUUAUGUAGAGCCUGCACAACCACUUUUUGAAAAACCAGCCCAAUACCUUAGGGUGGAUGUCCUUAAGUUAGUCUAAAGGAUAGGAUGUUACAUCAAAAUAUAUUCUUAGCUUCUUCUUGAGAUGAGUGUCAUGGGCAUUAAUUCAGGGUCCCUGUGUACCUAGACAAAGUUCUAUUACCUUUUGAAGAGUUUUAUUGAUUUGUUUCUUGUUAAAAUUCUAUAGUUCAUUGUUUAUCUUUUCAUCUUUUUAAUUUCCUCAUGCUUUUACCAGUAGCUCAUCUCAUUGCAAUCUGUUUCCACUUGCAGUUACAUCAAUGAAAGAAACAGAAAGAGGAAUAUUGUGGAGGCUGAAAAAGCUGCAGCUGUAAGAUUACUGUAGUUUUAUAUUUUUAUUGCUUGGAUUCUGUAAAAUAAGUUAGUGCAGUUUUUCAUAAGCUGAUGGUGAAUCAUGUACAGAUGAUGAUGAUGAUGAGUUACAGAUACUGUUAAGAAAAAAAUGUGAAUUAUCUGUUCUCUUUUUCCAAGAAGCAUCUUUUAACCUUUUAACUCCCAAGAGCUGAUUGUUGAUUCUCCCCUCCAGCUGCUAUAUAUUUUGGUGUAAAUUAGUAAAGAGAAUACUGUUGUCUCCCUGUUAAGUUUAGUGAUUCCAAUUACCUGUUUUCUGGAUGAAGUAUGAAUAUUAUAACAAGGAGUAACAUGUUUAUUACUUCUGGGACUGUUAAGGGUUAGCAGAAAACACUAAGGGUGAUUGGGGUUUAAAAUUUGUAAUCCUCCUUUCAAGUCUCUCUUGGCGUGAACACCUUUAAAACUGAUAAUAACUUUUUCACAACUAUUAAUCCACUCCAAUCAGGAAGAAAUGAAUGUGGAACAAAAAGCUGAUCCAUUCACAAGACGGAAAACCCUUCCUCAACUUGUGUCUAUGGUGAGUCAAACUCUGUAAAAAUUAUGACACAUCAAGACAACAUGAAUUGAACCUGUUGAAUGCCACGGAGCCAUACCUUAAACUGUUUUAGACCUAAAAAAUUUGCAUGAAAGGUUGCACUGUACAUCCAAACUUGAUAUACAUUCUUUCUGUAGAGCUGAUUUCACCAAGUUGUCUACCUUCUUGUGAAAAGACUUGUGAAAUGUCAAUUGUACUUUUUAAAUUCUUGGGUUUAUGCAAACCUGCUUUUAUAUUCAGGCUAAUAGAACCAUUCCAAGUUCUGUUACACAAGCACAAAAUGGAGCGAAUACUGAAGGGGCAGCUUCUUCUUCGAUGCCCCAAUCCACCAGCACUGAUGGAGUAAGUGUUGAUAUUUUUUAUUUUGCCACUUUUAUAGUGUAAUGUAGCAGCCCUUUACACUCUAACAUCAGUAUGCAUAUUCUCCAUACUGUUCUCUAUACAUUUUCCAGCUGCUGAAAAGGAGAAUUUAUUUUACAAUUAGGAGCUUCUUUGGGUGGUGAUCAUUUCCUUUAUUUAUGACCAUCAUACUGUAAUCACUCUGUCUUGUAAAUAUGCUGUUAUUUAUUGCUGUGUUCUGAAGCUUUAACUGACACUAUAUACCAUGUAGACAUACUUUACAAUUAUUGGAAGAAUUUUGGUAAGAUUGUUUCCUAAUGAUUUGCUUCAUCUUUGUUGCAGGCUUCAUCAUCAAGCCAACCAACUGAAACAGCUGAUGUAAGUUCAACUCGUCCUUUACAAUUGUGCAAUAGAAAAACUAUGUGCAUAUCUUGAAUAAAAAAAUGUGAAUGGUGAAUUAAUAAGAGUGGAUUUGAGUUAGUUAGUAUGAGGAUACAAUGGACCAUCUCCUCAGUAGUCAGCUCGUUUUACAGAGGGAAGUGACCACAAGAGGUUGCCAUGAGUAAAAAGGUUGCAUGGGGAUGAAAGCACACCCAUUUUUCAAGGGUAAAACAUUUUUAUUUGCCAAAGAUGGUAAUUAUAGACUGUAAAUAUGACAGAUCCCUAAAAAAAAAAAAAUUAAGCAUUUAGGAUGCACUUUUAUUAGAAGCUGUGGAGAUGUUGCCUUUGUCAAGGUAUUCAAAUAAGAGAGAAUACAUAGAACAUUUGCCUGGACGACAAAGUUGUUUGUCGAGGCUCAUUGGUUGAGAUACAAUUGACACUAUCAUUUCUCUGUCAUUUUAAUGCAUGUUUUGUUUGAUUUCUAGGUGUCAGAUAUAGAAAGACUUUCACAAAUGCCAUUGGCUGGAGCAGCACCUCAUCCUCCAGAAAGGAAACCUCAGUCAGAGGAUCUGUUUUCGGCACACAACUUCGACAUCACAAUCAAUCUCGACAUUCCUGCCCCUGGAACAGGUGACACACUUUUUUUUAUGACUAUCUACAGUGGAUAUAACAAUUGCUAUAAAAGUGCUUUGAAGUACAGACAUUUUUGGAAAUAUCCAGAGUCAAGUUUAAGUGAUACAUUGGACAAGUAUACACUCAAAGAUAUGUGCUGAGCUAGAUAAAAAUAGAACAGGAAAAUUAUUUGUUCAGGAUUGAAGAAAAACAAGACUCCUCUGUGUUUAUUAUGCUUCUGAAAGAUGUGUAUUUGUCCAAGCUUGGCUGGGUAAUGGCCAAGUUUGUUAUGUAAAGCUUACUUUAUCUGUGACAGAUAGAUGGCAAUUCAGGAAACACGUUUUUGUUCACCUGAAGAAGCCAACCAAAUACCAAAAAAUAUGUUGCAUGAUUACUCAGUCAAUAACCCAUGUAUGGUCAUCAAACUUUGAAACUGUUGAUAAAUUUGAUUAGAGAAAUGAUGGACAAAUAUGGAAGGGACUAUUCCCUUAUCCUCUGCUAGGAUGUCUUGUUUGAGAUCAAGGAAAUGAUUUUUUUUUUGUAGACAAUUGCUAAAAACUAGGAAGACAGGUUCAACUUUGGAUAAUCAAAGACUUAAACAAAGCCUUCUUUCAACAGAGUCUCGUCCAGUGGUAGUAACUCCAAGACCUGCCAACACCGAAAGGGAUGGAGCACCUAGGAGAUCACUAAACCUUGAAGACUACAAGAAGCUUAAGAGGACUGAUAUGAACUUUGAGGAUGACUGGCUGAACUAG